Messenger RNA from Gordionus sp. m RMFG-2023, 1092 nucleotides. Its product is annotated as neuropeptide FF receptor 2-like. Gene Ontology annotation, molecular function: G protein-coupled serotonin receptor activity; neuropeptide Y receptor activity; neurotransmitter receptor activity. Lineage: Eukaryota; Metazoa; Nematomorpha; Gordioida; Chordodea; Parachordodidae. The transcript has a single exon. The record is from RefSeq and is a predicted model, not a curated record. Gene Ontology annotation, biological process: G protein-coupled receptor signaling pathway, coupled to cyclic nucleotide second messenger; chemical synaptic transmission. Bases 1 to 1092 code for a protein of 363 amino acids. Gene Ontology annotation, cellular component: dendrite; plasma membrane.
AUGGCUAAUGGAUAUAUCAUGUUCCUUUUCUUACGUCACAAAAGUAUAAGGGUGGCACGUAAUUACAUCAUUUUUAGCUUAUCCCUGGCCGACUUUUUGAUAGGUUUAUUCGCUAUGCCGUUUGCCGCUGAUCAAAAUCACCUAAAAUAUUGGAAUUUUUCCAAAUCAUUCUGCAAUUUUCACGCUAUAAUGGACUCCCUAGGCACCUUGGUCAGCAUAUUCACAGUCACCCUAACCGCCCUUUUAGAUAUAAGAUUAGUCUUCGGGAAGGGCAUCAAAAAUGUAUAUUCGCCUAUAAAUAUAGGCAUCAUCUUAGCGCUCAGUUGGCUAAUUCCUGGAAUGACUCUCUUAGUACCCAUAUCGAUAAAUCCAAGACAAAUGAGCUUAUUUAUUAAAUAUAUACAAAAUGAUUCUUUCUUGUUAAUGAGGGCAACAAGAAAUGUUACGACUACUAAUGUAACGACUAACGCGACUACAACUAUAAUGAAGGCAACAAGCAAUGUAACGACUACUAACGUUACGAUUAACGCGACUACAAAGAUAAUUAUCUUUCAAUGUUUACCAAGUUUUCCGACAGACCAAUUUACAGGCCAAGUAGUGUUCUUCUUCAUAAUAGGAUUAUUCUUGACGAUAAUAGCCUAUACAAUCAUUUUCUUUAAAAUCAGAUCUAGGAAAAGGGCAAUUUCUGCUUCGAUUGUGAGCCCAAAUUUAUCCCUAAACUCAUUUGAAAAUUUAGUAAGCUCACAAAUUCUUAAAAUCCGUAAAAGUUCUUCCAACUGGACAUCCGAGAAAAUUAUAAAAGCAAACGCAAGCGUAAGGUUGAAACGUAACGAAAAUCUUUUGCGAAUGAUGUUUGCAAUAGGUAUGUUAGCCUGGGUUUGUUAUCUACCAAGUUCAAUCGUCUUUUUAUUGGAAGCUAACGCUAAGAUUCCGUUGUGGGCAUACAAACUUGGGAUAUGGUUGGCAUAUAUUAAAUCCACAAUAAAUCCUAUAAUAUACGGAUUUAUGAAUAAGAAUUUUAAAAAAUUUAUAUGCAAAACAUUUCGACCCGUCGUUGAACAUAAAAAUAGAAGUAUAAUAUUUAAAUAUUAG